This is a messenger RNA of Cyprinus carpio (common carp), 1882 nucleotides long. Its product is annotated as multiple epidermal growth factor-like domains protein 9. Lineage: Eukaryota; Metazoa; Chordata; Actinopteri; Cypriniformes; Cyprinidae. The coding region runs from base 345 to 1346 and encodes 333 amino acids. The record is from RefSeq and is a predicted model, not a curated record. The transcript has 9 exons.
AGAAAUGUCGUCAGUUCAGAAACUGUUGGACCUUUAACUCGCGUCCUGCUGGUUAAUGUGUCACACAAGUUAAAUAGUUCGUCUAACUUCUGGAGUUUAGUUUCAGUUUAGUUCAUGUUUACAGGACGUUUGUAGACGAUACAAACAGUAAGGUAAUAGUGAAUCGUUUCGGUCUUUGUUUAGGAAUGUGACUAAUCACAUGAUUAGUGUCUUAUGACAUUGACGAGCCCACGAAAGAGGGAAUGAGAGCAGAAACAGUACCCAAUAAUACACUAAUACUGUCUGUGGUGAUGAAUUCAGAUGGCUAGACAGAUGUGGAGACUCCUGAAGUAAACCGCUGGAUCAUGGAGCGUUUGGGAGCUCAGUCUCUUCUCGCCAUCGCUUGUGUUUUGGGAGUGGUGGUGAGUCAGACAACACUCAGUCCUGCUGUGACGAUCACCACAACCAGUGCAAGCAUGAGCACUACAGGGCCCAGCUGCUCCAGCCUCAACACCUCCACCUGCGUGGCCUGCGCUCCUGGCUCUUAUUAUGAUAACGAAACUCUGCUGUGUUCCUGCUGUCCCGAGGCAGGCCUGUGUGUGUUACCUGGAGCCUGUCUUCUGUGCGUCCAGGGUUUCUAUCAGCCUCUAGCAGGACAGCAGGGCUGUGUGCCCUGUUCAUCUGGGUUUUACAGCAAUUCCACUGGAAGCCCUGUCUGCCAGCCGUGCCCUACUGGGUCCUACAGCAAUAACACAGGCUCUGCCUCCUGUACAGCAUGUGCACCAGGUUUCUACACAUCUUUGCAAAAUUCAACAUCCUGUAACCCAUGUCCACAAGGCACGUCCUGCAAUUCCUCCAGCUGUACUCAGUGUCGGGUCUGUCCUGCAGGCUCAGAGGCUCUACAGACCGCUUCCAAAGAAUGUACGCCUUGUCGCCCAGGAAUGCACAAGCCUUCCCAACAAACCAUGUGUCAGAUUUGCAGCAGUGGUUUUUAUCAGAUCCACUGGGGCCAAGAGAACUGUGACGUGUGUCCUGAAAACCACUACUGCCCUAGUCCUGAUGUAAAUCCGAUCCAGUGUCCCGCUGAUGCGUUCUGUCCUGAGGGCAGCACGGCCCCUGGUUACUGCAUGGAGACCUUCUUCAGAAAGGCAGGGGACACGUGUGAACUUGCUCCUGUUACCAUUGCACUGCUUGUUAUUGGAGGAGGAGUAGGUCUUCUCUUCAUCAUCGUUUUGGUUCUGCGGAAGAGAAGAGAUAAUGACAGCGAGCUUUCCCUUGCUCGGACGCCCCUCCUGCGAAAGGACCGCACACCUGGCCGCUUCCAUGGAGUCCCUCGUGAUGCAGAGCCUGUUUAUGCAGGCUGGUGACAUUAACAACUACACUGACCUGUUUUCAGCUGCACAGAUUUUGUCUGAAAGUUUCUGUUGAGAACUUUAUAUUGGUAAGAUACUAUUAAAUAUUUAAUGAAUGAAGAGGCACUUUUCUGCAUUCCAUUUUUAAAACCUGUUUACUACUGAUCAUGUUGUGGAGUUACGUCUCUUUUGAUUCUGACUGCUUUUGCAGUCUGGAAAUUAUGAGAAACCAUUUAGUAUUUUUGGGGUGUUUUCUUUUGUAUGAAUUUUGCAUCGGAUAUUAUGUUAAGCCAUGGCACUGAAUGGAAUUUGGACUAAGUUGCUGGAUUAUGCUUAUCUUGUUCACAGAUGUGUGUUUACUUUUUUUUUUGGUACCACUAUAUUUGUUUACCUAGGGUCCUCAAGGUAUAUUGUAUUAUAUAAAUUUGCAAUAUUUCUUGUAUAUAACAUGUGAUGUCACAUAUUACUUUUAAAACAAAACAUUUUGGACAUUUUCCAAGGUUGUAUACUUCUUUUCACAACUUUGAUAUAAAAGUGUGGUGUCUUCUUUA